GUGGGGCAGCUCGUCCGCCAAUCAGCAGACGGGUCAACGACCUCGACUCGGCGCCGGGAGAGGACUCGACUCCAGCGGCCGUUUCGGGGUUCGACGGGCUGCUCCGCCUUCCCCGCAGCCUCUGCUGGUGUCUAACCUUGCUCAACGCUGUCGCCGGCUCUGGUGGCUCAGUUGGACAUCAGACGGGCGGCCGAGCGAGGAGUUCAGUGCGUCUCUCCCCGGGUUCCAUCUGUAUUCUUUGACCCUCUGGCCGGUGCCGCACGCGGGACCCUAUGUAUUCCGAUCAGUCCCCGGCAGCUUUUUGCACGGUGUACCGGUGUGGCGGAACGUCGCGGGUCCUGAAGGUAUAGGGCCGAAGAGACGGUCUUGACUGCCAGCCCCUGUAUACUGUGGUCUGCGCCGCCCGGCUGGACCAGCAGACAUCACGCAAUGGCAGGUUCCGUGGUCCGGCUGGCGGCGCUUCUGCUGUCUCCGCUGCUGCUGCUCCACACCACCACAGAUGUCGCUGCUGCGGCGACGGUACCAGACCUUCUCGCUGUCGCCACCGAUCCAGACGACGGACCCGAGCUCUGGCAGAUCAAGCCGUCAGAGGUUACCCUCGAGGUGACUUCUUCCGGCCAGUCCUGUGAGGUGUGGGUGGGCGGGCGUCUGCUGCUCCACCGUCUCGGCCCGCCACUCGCUCUGCACGCUCUCUCUGUGAACCCACGGACCGGGCGCGCCACGGGGCACGUCAUAGCAUCCGGCGGUGUGCCGGCCGGAGCAUUCGUGGAGAUGGCAGCAUUCAUAGCCGACCUGCAGCCGGGCAGUGUGAUCGUGCUCUGCCAGCAUUCAGACGCAGAAAUGGCUCUCGAUGACACUUCAGACGAGAUGUUUCGCUCACUGAACGCUAGUUUCGGGUCUGAUCUGCAGGUGCGCUCGGCGCUGGCACUGGUCGCUGUGAAGGAUGGUCCGAUGCUAGCUGAGGGGUACCGCCCACACCUGGCGGCGCUGGAGCUCAACUCAACAGCACCCUCCGUUCGACUGGCUGUGUCGCUGCCGGUGGAGGCGCCCUGUCAGCCACCGAUAUCAAACUCUGUCUCCGACCGAUCCAGGCUAGAGUUCUGUGAGAGAUACGACGGCUACGGAUCGCUGUGUGAUUGUGACUCGCCGCUGCCGCUGCCACCCGUCCCCCGGCCGUUCACUGACGGAGAGCUGUUCCCGUUCCCCGUGAUCGUGGUGUCUGCCGGCCGGCCACGCAACCUGCACCGAUGUCUGGCCUCGCUGCUCGCCAACCCCGGCCUGGAUCCGGCAAGGAUUGUCGUCAUCACCGCCAGUGAAUCCGUGAACGAGUACUACAGCACCGAUGACAGCAGUGACGGAGACGGAGAGGAGCUGCGGCACCUGUUACAACUGUACGGUGUCCGCUGGCACCCUGUGAAUGCGUCACCGGUCAGCGGAGGUUUCACCGGCGGCUCACUACAGCAUGCCGCUCUUCAGAAUGCUCUCAGUUUGUUCCCCGCCGCAGAGAAACUUGUGCUGCUGGAAGACAGCGUCGUUGUAUCGCCUGACCUGCUCAGCUUCUUCCAGCAGACGCAUCACCUGCUGGACAUAGACGUUAGCCUGUACGGCGUGUCAGCAGGUAAUGAGCUCGGUUAUCGACACGCUGUCUCGGACCGCACAGCUGUGUAUAGAGUCGACUCGGCACCGGGCGGGGCGUGGCUCCUGACACGCCGUCUCGUCACAGACGAUAUCCUGCCGGUUUGGGGAGGGAGUGGGGGACCUGAGCCCGGGCUGAGUGAGUUACUAAGACUAGCCGACCUGCGCCUGGGACGUGAGUGCAUCAUCCCGGAGGUGCCGCGUUUCUACCGGUUUGUGUUCAAUCAGAGUGAUAACGGGACGGAUUAUCUGUACCACUGGGACCGGGCGUUGAGCCAGGGCCCGCCGGUGGCCCUGCGGGGCCUGGAGGACCUCCCCCUGCCGCGCUACCGGCGCCACCUGCAGGCACUCAUCAGUAGCGCCACCAAACUGGACGGCACUCAGUCGCGGCUCGACUGUACGGAGAUAGUACCCAGGAACGCCACCGCCGAGCCCCUGCUGCUCUCCGUGCUGAUGAUGAGCGGGUCGGACGGAGUCAGCUGGCAGCGAGCGGCCGCCUGUCUCGGUGUCUGGGACCGCGACCCGCGCGGCCACCACGCCGGCGUGUGGCGGCUGCGGCACGCGGGUGGCGGACCGCUGCUCGUACUGGCUGUACCGUUCUCGCCGCUCGCCGGGUAUGCGACGCUGCACGGCCGCGGUACUAUGCUGCUGGUAUCGGCAGUGAGGUCUGCAGAGCAGCGGCGCCGUGGACGCUGGCCGCUGACUCUGCCCCGGCCCGGUCCUGACCGUGUGUUCGAGAGGUACCGCUGGGCAGCCGCGGCGGCGGGGCUGGACAGGACUCAGCUGGGGGAGGAGCUCGUUAGACGGGGUGUGGUAGAUCAUCACGACCUCACGGAAGAUGAGGACGACGGAGAUCUGAGGAUGCGAGAGAUGUCAUAGGCGUGGCGAUAUUUUACUUAAUGGAUGAAUGUGAUAGUAUUGGGCGGGCAGCCCAGUUAUGUUUUAUGACUGCUGGCCAGUGCUGGUUGUUUGCGAUAUUUCUAUCACGCAGCCUGCAGGAAUCGGUGAUGUCUUUCGUGAGACGUGCGCUCAGCUCGGGGUACCGAGCGUUAGAAUCUUGGUAAUGUCGGGACUCGGGAGUGUGGUCAGUCAACGUUGUUAGCUUGUCGUACCGUAAAACGUUAGUUUUGAACCAAUAUUGAGCCAAUAAAUGACGUGUGGUCUA
Messenger RNA from Amphibalanus amphitrite, 2800 nucleotides. Its product is annotated as protein O-linked-mannose beta-1,2-N-acetylglucosaminyltransferase 1-like. Gene Ontology annotation, cellular component: Golgi membrane. The coding region runs from base 430 to 2514 and encodes 694 amino acids. Gene Ontology annotation, molecular function: beta-1,3-galactosyl-O-glycosyl-glycoprotein beta-1,3-N-acetylglucosaminyltransferase activity. The transcript has 2 exons. Gene Ontology annotation, biological process: protein O-linked glycosylation via N-acetylgalactosamine. Lineage: Eukaryota; Metazoa; Arthropoda; Thecostraca; Balanomorpha; Balanidae. The record is from RefSeq and is a predicted model, not a curated record.